AUGCGAUAUGGUGACAUUGAGGUCUCCAAUACUUUGCAUUCUUCCCGGUUUAUGAUAAAUGCAAACAUUGACGAAAUCAAUGACUACAAAUCAAGACUCACUCAAAGCGAGCCAGAUAGUUGUCGAGUCGUAAGUCAAAUGUCAUCAAAUUCUUCGUACUCAUAUGAGGACGACUUUGUUCAUAAGUCUAUUAUAAAAACUUUGGAUGACUUAGAUGAAUCGCCUGAGAUUGGCACAUGCAUUGUAUUGGCAACGAUCACAAAUUUGGUGAAAAAAUCAAAGUGGUGGUUUUAUAGCUGCCCGAAUACAAAGUGUAAGAAAUCCGUUGAGAAGGAUUUGAAGAUGUGGUACAAAAUUGAGUUUAUUGUCAUGGACAACACAAAUAUCGCAACAUUGAUAGUAUUUGGAAAAGAUGCAGAAAUGAUGUUGGAUCUUUCUGUCGAUGCAUUAAUUCAGCGUAUACACGAUAGGGGAGAAGAUGAUUUCGAAUAUCCAAAGGAACUUGAUGCUCUGGUUGAUAGAAUGAUGUUGUUCAAACUUAACGUUGUGGAAAAGAAUGUACACGAUCCAGCAAAUUCAACAUACCGUAUUAAAAAAGUUUGUUUUGAUGACUCUGUCAUUACUGCGUUUACGGAACAUUAUAAAUUGAAUGAGGAUUCCUCUUCAUUGUCGGAGAAUAAUGAUUGUGAAGUACUUUAUGUUACUCCAUCGUCAAAGCGACCGGGCGAUGGUGUUCUCGAAAAGGUAGACGACGAUCCAACACUGCAGCACUCAACCAGCAAAUUGAUAAAAAAAAUUAAGCUAGAGAAAAUGGAGUAG
Molecule: messenger RNA, 819 nt
Organism: Erythranthe guttata (spotted monkey flower)
Lineage: Eukaryota; Viridiplantae; Streptophyta; Magnoliopsida; Lamiales; Phrymaceae
Source: RefSeq, a predicted model, not a curated record